AUGGCGGAGCCGGAGCCGGAGCGAGCGGCGGGACCGGUGCAGAUCCGGGUGGCCGAAGCGGAGGAGAACGAGCCGCGGUGUCCGAGCCCAGCGGGCGGCGGCAGCUGCAGCGAAGACGAUUUCGGGCGGGGCGGCAGCAGUUUUGGAGAGAGCAAAUCCAGUGAAAAUGAUGGGGAUGACUCGUCCCCCGCUUGGAAGCCCCCCGAGCACGCUCUGAUCCUGAAGCUGGUGGCUCAGGUAGAAUAUUAUUUCUCCGAUGACAAUCUUGAGAGAGACGCUUUCCUCCUGAAGCACAUCCGGCGGAACAAGAUGGGGUACGUCAGUGUGAAGCUGCUGACCUCGUUCAAAAAGAUCAAACAGCUGACUCGGGACUGGAGGACCACAGCUUAUGCUCUGAAAUAUUCCAACCUUCUGGAGAUGAACGAAGAUGGCAGAAAAGUUCGCCGAAGCACCGCCGUUCCGGUGUUCCCAGGUGAAAACCUCCCUAGCCGGAUGCUUCUCGUCUACGAUAUCUCCCCAACCCAAGAUCCGCACCCUGUGGAUGAAGGACAGGAGAACGGACAAAUUCGAGAGAAGGUCAUGGAGCAUCUCCUCAGGGCCUUCAUCCAGUUUGGUGUCAUCAUGUCUGUCCGGAUUCUCAAGCCCGGGAGGGACCUUCCACCGGAUAUCAAGAAGUUCAGUGGCCGUUACAGCCCGGUGGGAACUCAAGAAUGCGCCAUCGUUGAGUUCGAAGAGGUGGAGGCUGCCGUCAAAGCUCACGACUCGUUCUGCACCACGGACAAAGCCGCCAUGAAGGUCAUCCUCAUUGGCACGAAGCCUCCAAAGAAGAAGGUCCUCAAGGAGAAAAACCAGAACAAAAACUCUGCCAAGGAUCCAGCCAAGACCCAUUCGAUGAAUAGGAGAGUCGAGGAGCUUCAAGACGUGGGUGAAGACUUGUCAGCCAACAGCUCCUCGGAUCAAGAGAGCGAUCCGACGUCUCCCAUGCCGAGGAGAAGCAGCUCCUCCAACAGAUUAAGUCCUUCGGCCUAUCCAAACCACCACCUGAGCCCAAACGUGUCCCCCAGGUCGAGUCCCUGGAACAGUCCUUCCUCCCUACGGAAAACAUCCAGGAUGUCUCCGCUGGCAGAGGACGGAAGAGCCUUUCUGAGCACCAGUCCUGAGAUGGCCAAACGAUCCGAUUACUCUUCGGACAGUAGCAUCACUCCCUCAAGUAGCCCCUGGGUUCAACGACGGCAGCAAGCUCGGACUCUGGCCCGGGAGAAGACUCCUGUGGUUAGCCCAGAGCCCAGCGUCAAAAUGGCCACCAUGGCUGGACUGUCCGUUGGGGUCUUGCGUUUGCCCAGGGGGCCGGACGGAACAAAGGGCUUUUACAACGAAAGGAACAAAGUUGUCAAGGAUGAAUAAACUCUGUUUUGGAGCCGUCCUUGGU
Messenger RNA from Protobothrops mucrosquamatus (brown spotted pit viper), 1429 nucleotides. It is a transcript of the gene LARP6, whose product is annotated as La ribonucleoprotein domain family member 6. The coding region runs from base 1 to 1404 and encodes 467 amino acids. NCBI's taxonomy places the organism in Eukaryota, Metazoa, Chordata, Lepidosauria, Squamata, Viperidae. Gene Ontology annotation, biological process: RNA processing. The transcript is spliced from 3 exons. The record is from RefSeq and is a predicted model, not a curated record. Gene Ontology annotation, molecular function: mRNA binding. Gene Ontology annotation, cellular component: nucleus.